This is a messenger RNA of Symbiodinium sp. CCMP2456, 675 nucleotides long. Lineage: Eukaryota; Dinophyceae; Suessiales; Symbiodiniaceae. The record is from the annotation of a GenBank genome assembly.
AUGGAUCACUUGAUCUGCUUCCUUCCUGGGGCCUUAGCGCUUGACGUCUUUCAUCACGCAGUCCGCCGACUCAACGGUACAGCGGUGCAACCGCAUCACCUGGACAGGGACCGUGCAAUGGAGCUUACAUUGGCCCACAAGCUGAUGCAGUCGUGCGUGCAGAUGUACUUUCGCACCGUGACGGAUUUGGCUCCUGAGAUCACUCGAUUUAAUGGCCACGGCCUGGAGGAUGACCACGGCUCCAUGCACAACAUCCUGAGACCAGAGACUGUCGAGAGCCUUUUCGUCCUGUGGCGGACGACGAAGCUCCAGGUUUAUCGAAAUUGGGGGCAGAGGCUUCUUUCUGCUUUCUAUCGCCUCAAGACGAGCUACGGCUUCGCAAGUUUGCACAACGUCAACCAGCCAUCAUCCAAGCGGGAUGACAUGCCUUCCUUCUUCUUAGCCGAAACGCUGAAGUACCUGUUCCUGCUCUUCUCCCCAGAUUCCGUCCUCCCUUUGGAUCGCUUCGUUCUCAGCACGGAGGCUCAUCCGGUGCCAAUGAUGCGUGCCAUGUCCUCGCUGGGAGUGGAGUGGCCCUGCCAAGCGGGCCUCCGGACCCAGGCGGCCCAGGCCCCGCAGCUCCUCGGCCUUUGGAUCACAGCUUUCCUAGCCCUCCCCGGGGCUCAGAGCUUCUAA